Messenger RNA from Chara braunii, 3360 nucleotides. The record is from the annotation of a GenBank genome assembly. Lineage: Eukaryota; Viridiplantae; Streptophyta; Charophyceae; Charales; Characeae.
CCACAUUUGCGAAGUUCAGGUUCAACCGAAUCGAACCUCCGACAGGAUAGGUUUAACCCAGUGCUCACAGGGAAUGGCUUCACAAGGACGAGGCCGCUCCGCUGGUGGUUCCGCCCCGCAUGGAGAGGAGCGUCGAGGGACGACGUCGUUGCCGGCAAGGGAAAUGAGUCGGGGAGUUGGAGGUGGGGAGGAAGAACAGCGUGCUCAAAACUUGUGGUGCGACUACAACAAACGUGUCUGGUAUUUGGACUGGGCGAGCCAGGACGGCUCCGACCCUUUGCAACCACCGUGCGGGCCGCUCUUGUUCGUCGCCGUUCGCACCGACAGAACGCGUCUCGCAGGGUCCAUCGUCCAGUGGGUCGACGAUGGCGAAUACAAUUUCAAGUUUACGUUGAAGAAGCAUUACAAAAGUGAUGGUUCUGUCGAUGGCAUCACAAAGGGAUGCAAGGUUGCCGGGAGGAUGUUCGGCGGGUACGGCCGUCGUGCGAUGUCUUUGCCUCACUUUGUCUCGCUAGCGCCGGGGCACGACGAGGCCGUUCAUUGCACAGACUUCCUCGAGGUCUGGGCGAAAUCUGGUACCUCUGUCAGUGCCGUGGACGUCGGACCUGGAACAUCGAUCAGUGGUCCUGUUGGGUUCGCGGGAGGAGAGUGCUCUGAAGGGGGGAUGAGAGGUCAGGGUGGCCUACCAGCUACGCCUCCUGAUCAAGAGGUGGGCAUGUCAGACGACUCGGACGACGACCAUCCGCGUGCUCCUUUGAAACCGGGCCUGCAUGUGGCCGAGGUUUCGCCUGGAGAUCGAGCGGGUGGUCCGCAGGUUCGGGAGGUGCGUGGGUCAGAUGAGACGACUCACCGGGCCCGACCAGCGCCGACGCAACUGCAGACGGAGUUGAGCCAGGAACGGGAAGCAAGUGGGAACUUCACCGGUGAGGAGGAGGUGUUCGAGCAGGGGCUGUUCCGUGAGAGAUCGGUUGAAAAGACUCAGUCGGGAGGCAAUCGCAACAUGCCAGAUGAGGAAGAGCGAGAGGGAGUUGGUGCUCUGAAAAGGCAGAGAAAGGCAGGAGGGAGUGAUCGGACGCCAACAACACGAGAUGGCGGUUCCGUUGAGAAGAGGAAAAGGGUUGGAGGUGGGGAUGAAACGCCAAAAGACUCGUCGACACGGCGAAGAAUCGGUGAGUCUUCCGGGAAACGGUCGAAAUCAUCGAGGGGGAAGAAAGCAGACGACGACGACAGCGGGGAGGGGGAUGACGACGUGGAGAUUAACCUCAACGCCAUUAACCUCGACAAUGAGUUCUUCUUCGAGAUGCAGACAAGGGUGCAGAAGGACGUCGUAUUGCACAUCCAUCCCGAAAGAAUAUUAGCUAUUCCAGACUGGGAAGACGCGUACAACCACCGAUCCUUGGACGAGUUCCUCGUUGAUACCAUCGCGUCGGCUAUGAUCGACUGCUACGAACGCAAAGACAUGAGAUACACGAAGCCCAUUUUCGUUCUCGCUCCGAUCGUUGCGCCUCCAGAGAACGGCGAGCCUGCUGUACGCGUGCUGCCUGCUGGCUUCGACAGCUCGCACCCGGAGAAAUACUGGUAUUAUCCUGUGUGUGGACAGCAUAACGCGAGGGCGGUGAUGAUGAUGAAAGACCAUCCCGUGUUUGAUUACUACAACUUUUGUAAAUGGCCUUUCAGACCGAUCUACUUCCCUGACGACGAGUUCGACGGCUACGCCCAUGUCAGCUGCGAAGACAACAUGAAAGACAAGAAGAAUCCACCGCGCCUGCAGGUUUUGUCUAUGCGGGACAUUUGCAAUAUCUGGAAAAUUAAGGGCAAACCGCGUGUGGUGCUCGGCAAUGCCUCGAAGAAACAGGACGAGGUGCGAAAGUGGGUGAGGUUCAUGGCGUUGGUAAUGAAGAAGACGCCGUACACGCCUAUCUGGAACCUGUCAACGAAAGAAAAGAAAAGAAAGGAAUGGGCUGAGAAACUUCGAUACUACCUCCCGCUGGCCAUGGCAGAUGACUCCGGGCUGAAGAAACACGUCUGGUACGUGAAGGUGGACGACUCGUCGUUGAAAAAGGGUAGGGGGAAGCCAAAGAAAGGCGGGGAGGAGAAAAAUUUCUACGUCCACAUUCCGGAGCUGGAUGUCCACUGCUGGAAGGAAUUGGUCGAGUUGACGGACCGCGAGAAGAAAAGGCUGUUGAACGGCGUCUUGAACCUUAACGUCGUGUGGGUUCAAACGAGUAGCAAGAAGUUGGCCGAGCAGGGGAAGUUCAGUGUCAAGGAGAUGGUCGACAUAAUAAAAAUGGACCGGAUUAUGCUGAGGCUGUGGCACUUCGUGGAGUUCGAGUACGAGGAAAUGGAUAAGCGGGAGUGGAAUGCCAACUCCACGUUCUUCAGGUCCAAGAAGCAACUGUUCAAAGAGUUCAAGGACAGAGGUCUCGACGACAAGCUUUGGAACGAGAGCGCGAAAUUUUUCACGGACACCACAUACGUCAACAAGUGCCCUCAGUUUCUCGGGUGUCAACACGACAACAACAUCAAGAGAACGGCGGCCCUCGUCAACGACCAGCAUUUCCCGGCGGAGUGGAUGCGUGUCGUCCUUUCGGACUACUGGACAUUGGUGGUAUUCGUCCCCUGCCUGUGGAACCUCUCCUUCAUGACAUGUUUGUCUGCGCUUGGGACUACCCGAUGCUACACGGGGAAGUGGAUUCGGAAGACGGCAUCGAAGAAGACGCAUCAGUUCGGAAAUAGCGUCUGGGAGGAGCUGGAUGUGAUACACAUCAUUUUCAAAGGCGAGGAUCCUCGACUACUGACUCACCCGGUGUACGAGGGAGCUAUUGCUGAAGACGCCGUCGCCGCUCUACGGAGGAAACAGAAAGUGACACCCACGGAUGUGGAGGAGAAGUCUUUCAAGUCCUUGACUUUCGCGGACAUCGGAAACCUGACCCAGAGGGGGGCUCUAUACAAGGACGGCGAGCGGAAUCCGAAUCAGUUGUGCAAUCAGCUUCUUUUCUUCUGUGGUGUGGCGGAUGCCGUGCUGUUCUUAGGCAAGCCGCACGCGCAGGUGGUGUGGAGUCUGCUUCAGCAGGGAAGGCACGUCUUGGCCGUGGAUGGGGACACAACGCAGCUCGAAUACACCCUGCAGUAUGUCACCCAUGAAGUGUCGUCCAAGGCUAACCCAUGCGAUUUCCACCAUGUCGUGGUUGAGCCCGUUUAUGACCCGAACAAGGACAUGUUCUUCAAGUUGACUCCGAAGAAAAGGCGCCAGGUCUACUCCUUCCUUUACGGCGAAUAACGAAGGUUGAGAUUUGAUCCGCAGUACGUGGUGCGGAAGGAAGUCGCCAUUGCGGUCCUCCAGGGCUACCACGGAGCGAG